AUGACCUCGGGCUUACUCACAUCACCAGAGGUUAGCGGAAAAAGGCACAGGCACAUAACAUUCAGCUUUCUCUGGCCCUUGCUGUACUCUGGCUCCCCUGGGCACACCCAGCCAGAUCAGCAUCCAGCAGCCAAAGAGGAAGAGGCCACUCCUUACACACACUAUAGUGCAGUGUGGCAGGAAGUUGUCAUAUCACCUCUUGGCCAAUAA
Molecule: messenger RNA, 210 nt
Organism: Protopolystoma xenopodis
Lineage: Eukaryota; Metazoa; Platyhelminthes; Monogenea; Polystomatidea; Polystomatidae
Source: the annotation of a GenBank genome assembly